Molecule: messenger RNA, 1629 nt
Organism: Scedosporium apiospermum
Lineage: Eukaryota; Fungi; Ascomycota; Sordariomycetes; Microascales; Microascaceae
Product: MFS sugar transporter-like protein
Exons: 5
Coding region: 1-1629 (542 amino acids)
Biological process (GO): transmembrane transport; carbohydrate transport
Cellular component (GO): membrane
Molecular function (GO): carbohydrate:proton symporter activity
Source: RefSeq, a predicted model, not a curated record
AUGCUUGGGCAAAGAAAAAUCCGCAUCAAUGGCGCCUAUUGCGGCAUGGAGGCUAUCCUCCUGGGAAUCAUCUCCUCGGUCGGAGGCUUCCUCUUCGGCUACGAUACCGGCCAGAUAUCCGGCAUACUGCUUUUCAGUGAUUUCAUUCACCGAUUCGGACAGCACCAACCCGAUGGCACGAAGGAGUUCAAGCCCAUCAUCGAGUCGCUCGUCGUCUCCCUCAUGAGCAUUGGCACCUUGGUCGGAUCUCUCACCUCAUCUUAUACCGCCGACUGGUUCGGUCGUCGAAAGAGCCUGAGCUUUGGCGUCAUCAUCUUCCUCAUCGGCUCCGUCAUCCAAAUAACCGCCAUGGAGAGCUGGGUCCACAUCAUGAUGGGCCGUUUCGUCACCGGUUUAGGCAUCGGCAACCUCUCCGUCGGCGUCCCCAUGUUCCAAUCCGAGUGCGCGCCGCGCCAGAUCCGCGGUGCCGUCGUUGCCUCCUACCAGCUCAUGAUCACCCUCGGCAUCCUCGUCUCCAACUGCGUUAACUAUGGCAUGCGCGAGAUUCAAGACUCUUCUGCGUCAUGGCGCGUUGUCAUCGGCCUUGGCAUGGUCUUCUCCCUUCCUCUCGGUAUCGGAAUCCUCGCCGUGCCCGAGUCACCUAGAUGGCUUGCCGCUCGGUCGGACUGGGAUGCCGCGCGCAUGUCUCUGGCUAGGCUCCGGGGUCUGAAGUAUGACCCGCACAAUGAACUCGUCGAGGCGGACUUCAUCGAAAUGCGGGACAUUCUCGAGAAGGAAAAGGCCGUCGGUGUUGGUGGGUGGAAGGAGUGCGUCAUCCCGAGGGCGAACGGUAUCCCGAAGCAGGUGUACCGAACGUUUUUGGGUGUCUCGUUGCACUUCUUGCAGCAGUGGACUGGCGUCAACUACUUCUUUUACUACGGCGCGACCAUCUUCCAGUCGGCCGGCAUCGAUGACCCCAUCCGGACGCAGCUCAUCCUCGGAGCCAUCAACGUCGGCAUGACCUUCUUCGGGCUGUACGUUGUCGAGAAAUUCGGACGGCGGUGGCCGUUGUUCAUCGGUGCUAUCUGGCAGGCCGUGUGGUUGACCAUCUUUGCGUCCAUGGGUACUGCACUCAACCCCGAGAAUAACUCGGCGUCGGGCAUUGUCAUGAUUGUUUCCGCCUCUAUGUUCAUUGCCUCUUUCGCUUCCACCUGGGGUCCCAUCUGCUGGGUCGUCAUCGGCGAGACUUUCCCCCUUCGAACUCGUGCAAAGCAGGCGUCCCUGGCGACAUCCUUCAAUUGGCUUGGAAACUUCAUGAUCUCAUUCCUCACCCCUCUCGCCACCGAUGGCAUCUCCUACGCCUACGGAUACGUCUUCGUCGGCAUGAACCUAGUCGGCGCCCUCGUCGUCUGGUUCUUCCUCUACGAGUCUGUCAGUCUCAGCCUCGAGAACGUCGACCUCAUGCACAGUCAGCCUGGCGUCAAGCCUUGGAAGUCGCGAAGUUGGGUUCCCCCGGGCUACGUCACUCGCCUUCUCAAGGAGGACGAGUCCGAAACGGGAGGGGCGAGGAGUGGUUCGGAAAAUGGAAUUCUUGAGGCGCAGGAUAAGACGAGGUCUAGCGAUGUGCCGGGCGUUGAAUAUAAGGCGUAG